AAUUAACAGGAAUAAAAGCGUCAUCCCAUCAUGUUAGGCACAAGUCAUCAGCAAAGCCAUACAAUUUGGUUUACUGUGAGGAAAGGUGUACUUGAUUACACGUUUAUUAAAGAGUGCAACGCAGUAUUUACUUUAAUGAAGGGUACUGUUAUAAUUGGCGCAAUGGGGCUAAUGUGCAGUGCGCCAUGAAGCCCCAGGUGUGUGAGGAGCCAGCCGGCACUCAGCAGCCGCCAUAAUGAGAGAGCUCGCUUACCUCCUCUUCCUCUGCCUAGUUGUGGUUAGCGGUAACCCCGCAGCGGACAAACCUUGGUACUGGACGUCUCCAAGGCCACUUGUUACCCCAAUUAGUACUCCAACUGGGUCUAUGAGGUCGUCUCGCAUCGUGGGCGGCAUAGAGGCGGUGCCCCACUCCUGGCCUCAUCAGGUGGGUCUUUUCAUUGAUGACAUGUUCUUCUGCGGCGGUUCCCUCAUCUCCAGCGAAUGGGUGCUGACCGCCGCGCACUGCAUGGACGGAGCGGACUUCGUGGAGGUGGUGAUGGGAGCUCACAACAUCAAGAAGAAAGAGCCAUGGCAACUUACAGUAAACAGCACCGACUUCUUCACUCACAAGGAUUGGAAUGCCACGAUGCUCACCAACGACAUUGCGCUCAUCAAACUUCCCUUCUCCGUAACAUUCAACAACUACAUCAAUUCCAUCCGCCUGCCUUCCUCUACCAUUGGAACGGGCCAUGUUGUCGUCGCCACGGGCUGGGGUCUCUAUUCCAAUGAUGCAUCGGCCAUAUCACCGGUCCUGCGGCAGGUGGAACUAACGGUCAUCAGCAAUGUAGAGUGUCGGGAAGCAUACCAUCACUACAUUCAUCCUCAAGUUGUCUGCAGCGAUGGCUCCUCCGGUAAAGGCACCUGCAAUGGUGACUCAGGUAGCCCCCUCAACAAGGACGGGGAGAUCUAUGGCAUCACAUCCUUCGGGGCCGCUGUGGGAUGCGCACUGGGCUACCCAGACGCCUUCACCCGGGUCUACCACUAUCUCCAAUGGAUCCACGACAAGACAGGAAUCACUCUCUGAACGACGCUGCCAGAUUGGAAAUAGUGACACACACACACA
Portunus trituberculatus (swimming crab) is the source of this 1102-nucleotide messenger RNA. RefSeq names its product chymotrypsin BI-like. The transcript has 7 exons. Gene Ontology annotation, biological process: proteolysis. The record is from RefSeq and is a predicted model, not a curated record. Lineage: Eukaryota; Metazoa; Arthropoda; Malacostraca; Decapoda; Portunidae. Gene Ontology annotation, molecular function: serine-type endopeptidase activity. The coding region runs from base 236 to 1063 and encodes 275 amino acids.